Cryptosporidium ubiquitum is the source of this 3915-nucleotide messenger RNA. RefSeq lists its product as uncharacterized. The coding region runs from base 1 to 3915 and encodes 1304 amino acids. Lineage: Eukaryota; Apicomplexa; Conoidasida; Eucoccidiorida; Cryptosporidiidae. The transcript has a single exon. The record is from RefSeq and is a predicted model, not a curated record.
AUGAACUUUAUGAAUUUUAUAAAAAACUAUAUUAUCAUAUUUCUAUUUCAGUUUCUGAGGAGAGCUAAAAGUGAACCUGUUACAUUAAUAUAUCAGGAAUUAACAUCAGAAUUUGGUCAAUAUCUUAAAAGUAACACAAGCAAUAAAUCUGAAAUUGAUGAUAAUAGAAUUAUUGAUGUUUGCGGUAAAUCUAAUGCUAAGUUGGAAUUUUUAAUCCAACAUGUACCUUUAGUUAGUGAAGGUUAUAUUAACAUGACCUGUAAAUGCAUGAUGAUUGAAAGUGAAGGAGUACCUGAUCUAAAUGGUAGUCAAUUAAGAGGACUAAAUUGUACUUCAGAAAAUAAUUUAUUAAGUCCAAAUUCUGAUUUUGAAUAUGAUGAUGAUUUUAAGGAAUUUAUGAGUGAUUCUAAAUUAAUUGAAUCUUUGAAGAAAAUAUAUAUUCAAAAGUCAUUAAAAUUAGAAGUUAUAUUAAGUAUUAAUAACAAUCAACAAGAAGAAUUUUGCAAAGUUAAUAUGAUUGGACUUAAGGAUGAUUUAGUUGUAUUUCCAAAACUAGAUUCUGAACAUUUUUCUUUAAUUGAACUUGGAACAUCUUUUUGUCAUUAUAUGGGAAUACAUGAAAACAUAUUCUUUCAACAUCCUUCACCAGUUACUGAGAUCUUGGAAGGAGAUAUUUUUCAAGACGAGUAUUAUUUUUAUCCAGGUUAUAAUCUAAUUGAAGAAUUUGAAAGGGCUAGUAAGUACUUCAAUGAGGAGGAUCUUUUUGAAUGGGAUUUACAAGACAAAAAUAUAGAUGAAGAAAAUAAUUUUGAUAAUAAUAGUCAUAUUAAACAAGAAAUUGAAAAUAAUUUAAAUGAUGAUGACAAAUACUAUGGAAGUAAGUAUCAGUAUAUCUUUGAACCAUUCUUAAGAUUAUCUUAUAUACCAAAUAAACCUUAUCCAAGAAUAUUUAUUAAAUCAAAUGUUCCAUAUACAAAAUCAAUUGCUGCAUUAGAUAGAUCUAUUAAUUAUAACUACUAUUCUGUUGCUGGUAAAUGGCAAGUUUCAAUUACUCCUGGUUAUUCUAGAGUAAAUCAAGAAAAUAGUAUAUUAUCAAUAUUGGGAUCUAAAUUUAAUUCUAUAGAAAAAGAAAAGUAUGUUCGUGAAAAACUUAAAGAUAUUGCUUUUAGAUGGAGAAAAUUAACUUUUUCUAAUUCUCAUCAUGAAUUUAAAGGCUGUUCAGUAGGAAGAAAGAGUUCCAUUCCACGUUAUAAAGAAUCAUUCAAAGUUUUUGAUUCAACAAAUCCUUCUUUUAAUAUGUACCCAUCCAAUUUACAAGCAACAAGUGUUUUUGAAAUUAUGAAUUCUGAAUCAAUAUUAUCUGAUCAAUUUAAAGAUAACAGAAAUCAUUGUUCAUAUUAUGGAAAUAUAAGAGAAUGUCUUAGGUUAAUAAGAUCAAGAAUUAGAGAUAAAACUUUAAACUAUGUUUUGGGUCAUUUGUUGAUUAAUAUAAUUUAUGAAACUUGGAUUACAUGGGGAAGUGAAAUAUGGCAUAUUACUUCUUUAUUUAAUAUUGAUAACAUAUUUACAAAUCAUUAUAAUUAUCCUGAUCAAAAUAAUGGUAAUUUACAUACUGGAUUAGAUCCAUUAAAUUCAUUAUUUACUAGAUUAUUUAACGUAAAACCUUUAGUAGAUGAUGAAAAUUUGGAUAUUAUAUCAUUAUUAAAGAAUAAUCUUGUUAAGGAUGAUUUAGAGACUUGUUCAUUAGAAAUGGAUGUAUUUCAGUUUGGUGUUUUAUCAAUUAAUCCAAUAUUAAUAGAUAAUUUCUGGAAAAUAUUUUCAAAUAAUUAUUGUAUGAUGUCUUCAGAUUCUGCUUUUAUUAUGUGGGUUACAAACAAAUUUUCAUUAAAAUUGUAUAAUAAUAAAGAAUCAAAUGAUAUAUUAAACGAAAAUGAAGACAAUUUUAAAAGUCAAGAUGUUGAAAACAAAAACACCAAUAGCAAUUUACAGAAUAGUAGUGAAAUGAAAUCAUGGUUAACAAAUCCAUUACCAACAUAUUUUAAUCAAGUAGAUCCGGAAAUUGAAGUGGAUCUUGUAAAUGAUAUUAAAGAAGAAAUAUUGUUACCAGAGAUUUAUGAAUACAAUGAAUUAUUAGAAAUAUAUAAUAAGAAUGAUCCAGGUAUUGAGAAAGAAAAUUCUAUUAAUAGAAAAAGAUUUUUUAAUAGUAAUUAUUUCAACAGCAAAAAUCAAUUUAAAUGGGUUUCAUUUAUAGUAAGAAACGUACCAUUUAGAGAUUCAAGUCAUAAAAGUCUUGAAUUUAAAUGUGGUAUUGGUUCUUGGCCAUAUAAAGGUGGUGAAUAUUCUUGGAUGGGUAAUUAUUUAUGUGAAGUAAUAUUUUUAUCAUCAAAUUUUUAUUCUAAAAGAUUUGAUUUUUCAUCUUAUAAUAAUUAUUAUAAUAAAGGAGAAGAAAGUGAUGAGGAAGUGAAUAGUAAAUAUGGAAAAGCCAGUAAAGAUGAUAAAGAUGAAUCAUAUGUAAAGAAAUUAAGUAGAAAUAGGAUGAUUGGUAUAGAAUUUGAAACAUCAUACCCACAUAGAUGUGGUAUAGGUUAUUUAGGUAAUGAAUCAAAGAAAACAUUAACAUCAGUUAAGGGAAACCAUUUAUUAAAGAUAUCAUUGGGAUUUUGUAUAUUACAUGGAUUUAAGUUACAAUGGCUAAGUGAUGAUUCAUUUAAUAUAUACACAGAAGUACUAUAUAAAUAUACUCAAACAUUAGAAAAUGGGUUAACAUAUUAUGAGAGAAAUGGAUUUGAAUUAUCAGGUUCAGUUCAACAAAGAGUAUAUUCAAAUAAUACAUGUUCUGGUAUAAUGUUUGAUAAUACAAUAAGAAAUGAUGAAUUAUCAGAAUAUAGUUUUAAGAGUCAAACACUAGAAUGCCAAACAUCUUAUGAUCCAAUAGUAGUAACAGAUGGGAUAAGAAAAGAUGAAUUAUUAUAUAUGAGAGAGAAAUAUUUUAAUUUAAUAUAUAAUUUAAGAUUUGGAUGUGAUCAUAUGGAAUCAAAAAAUAAUGAUUAUUCGGGAAUAGAUAAUCAUUGUUUAAGUUUUUAUCCUUUAUUGGAGAAAGUUGAAUUAGAUUCAAAGAAACCUAAAUGUAAAUUUGAACUAACAAAAGAAUGGAAGUUAAUAAACAAGAAAUUUCCAAAUGAAUGUAAAAUAGGAUCAAGAAUAGGGGAUUGCCAUAUGAAGAUAAGGAAUGAAUUAAAAUGCGGUCAUAAAACGAAUAUUGGUUGUUUAUUUGAUACAUUCAUAACAAAUAAUUUUAUUAAACCAAUAAAUAUUGAAAAGAUAUCAAUACAUUUUAAUCAGAUUUCUCUAUUAUUAAUGCACGGUAUUAAUAAAUAUUCAGCAGAAUGGGACAAAGAAAGUACAAAUUCUUUGCAUGAUAUGAUAUCAAAUUUAGUUUCAAGUAAAGAUUUAAACUUUUAUUUAGAAAAUGGAAUAAAUGGUAUAUUAAAAGAUAGAUUAUCAUUAUUUAUGGAUGAAUUUUCAAAGAAUAGUAAUGAUGAUAUAUUAAAUCAGGCAAAAGAAUUAUUUUCAUAUUCAGGAAUUUGGUUAGAUACACAUUCAUUACCAUUAUUAUGGAGAUUAGCAAUGUUUAGAAUUGAGGAUAUACCAUUAUUUAUUAGUAAACAAGAUUUGUUUACUCGUAUAUUUAAGAACAAAAUCUCAUCAUCUAAUAGUUCAUUUAGAUCAAAAUCUAAAAGUACCAAUGGUGUUUUAUCAGAAGAAAGUUCUUUAAAAAAUAAAUAUGACAUUUCAACAAGUAUUCCACUUUAUUGUCCUUUAGCUAUUGGAUAUUUUUGGAUUGAUAAAUUUAUGUGGCAAAUGUAUAGAUAUCCAGGGUCUAAUUUGCAAACUAUUUCACCUAUUAAAGUAUAA